AUGCUUCCAGAGACCCUGCGCGCCAGGGUAGGCAGCGGCAAGCUCUACUCCCAAUCCAGCUUCAUCCUCUUCCCUCCAAAGCUGUCUUCGCCCCUAGCACCGGAGUCGGAGAGAGGUCCCCCACCUCCCAAGCCAACCCUACUCAUGUACUGGCGCCUCUUCAGCUACCCACCUAUCGGCAUCGUGUCCUUCAAUACCGCCAUGCUCUACUCGACCUACUUUGCCAUCGCAGUGCAAUUACCCACCGAGCUCGCCGACCGUUACAACUGGUCCAGCGCGGGCGUCGGCGCCGGUUUCAUCGCCGUCGGCGUCGCCAUGAUUGCAGGCUCUUUGGUAGGCGGACGCUUCUCGGACUGGCGUAGGGCGCGCGCAGUCAAGACGUCUCCCGACAACACCGUCGACCCCGAGAAUAGACUCGCAGACCAAAUUUGGGGUGUCAUUGUUUGCGCCGGUGGAUGUGCCAUGUACGGUUGGUUCGUCGACAUCUCACUCCACCCUGCCGCCGUUUUGGUCGCCACGUUUUUGACCGGCUUCGGGAUGAACUGGGUAUUUGUGGCCACAACGGCCUUUUUGACCGAGUGCGUGGCCCAGCAGGCUGCAGGUGCCUUUGCUCUCGGAAACAUGCUGCGGAAUCCCGGUGCCGCCAUCGCCGCCCUCGUGAUCCCUUCUCUCGUCUCCAAGAUGGGAAGCGGAUGGUGUUUCACAGGACUCGCCUUGUUAGACUUGGUCCUUGUCGGGUCUGCUGUAAUUGGUUAG
Colletotrichum fioriniae is the source of this 756-nucleotide messenger RNA. The record is from RefSeq and is a predicted model, not a curated record. Lineage: Eukaryota; Fungi; Ascomycota; Sordariomycetes; Glomerellales; Glomerellaceae.